Messenger RNA from Blastomyces dermatitidis ER-3, 303 nucleotides. RefSeq lists its product as uncharacterized. Lineage: Eukaryota; Fungi; Ascomycota; Eurotiomycetes; Onygenales; Ajellomycetaceae. Bases 1 to 303 code for a protein of 100 amino acids. The transcript is spliced from 3 exons. The record is from RefSeq and is a predicted model, not a curated record.
AUGGUGCGACUGCACCAACCUAUUAAUAGCUGUCUCCCAUUCAGCUAUUACAGGGACAGAGAUUCAGACAAAGAUUCAGACAUAAGCGCUUCACCAGCAAACAUGGAGCCAGACCCGUUCACUCCCAAAGAUGGCUACGGACAAGUGAUCUACGCUUUCUUUCCAGACAUGCCCAAAAUCAUCCGCCUCGAUGAGCACAGGGUACUGAAAUCUGCAAUCACUAAUUCCACUGAAACUGAAGCCAUGAAAUUUGUCGCUGCCAACACCACGAUCCCAGUCCCAAAAGUCUACAAGACCAUAUGA